UCUUAUUAUUCUUCAUCUCUCUUAAAAUGGGGGAUGGGUUUCAUAGGUUUUGUUGGAUUUCUUUUUCUUGGAUUAUGAUCUUAUGCAUUCACCAAGUUCGGCUGAGUGAACCACAAUUGCAUGGCAGCUGUGAUUUUUUCCGGGGAAGUUGGGUUUUUGAUGAAUCUUACCCUCUGUACAACACAUCGGCUUGUCCAUUCAUUGAGAAAGAGUUUGAUUGCCAAGAAAAUGGACGCCCUGAUAAACUUUAUCUCAAAUAUAGAUGGAAGCCAACUGAUUGCAUGCUGCCAAGAUUUAAUGGUCGGGAUUUCUUGAGGAAGCUGAAAGGGAAAAAAAUCUUGUUCAUUGGGGACUCCCUAAGCUUGAAUCAAUGGCAGUCUCUCACAUGCAUGUUGCAUGCUGCUGUGCCACAAUCAAACUACAUCAUUAACAGAAAAAGAGACCUUUCUACCUUUUCUUUGCCGGACUAUGGAGUUUCAUUGAUGCUCUCCCGCAAUGCAUUUCUAGUCGAUCUAGUAAAAGAUAAGAGAGGCACCGUUCUGAAGCUGGAUUCCAUUGAAAAUGGCAAAUUGUGGAAAGGAUAUGACUUGCUUAUCUUCAAUAGCUGGCACUGGUGGAACCACAAAGGGAGAAAACAACCAUGGGAUUUCAUUGAAUCAAAAGGAAAGGUGAAGAAAGAUAUGGAUCGUUUGGUUGCAUUCAAAGAGGGACUAACUACUUGGUCAAAAUGGGUGGAUUCCAAUGUUAACACUACCACUACCCAAGUAUUCUUUCAGGGCAUUUCUCCAACUCAUUUCAAUGGCAAGGAAUGGAAUGGGACCAAAUUAUCAACCUGCAUGGGUCAGACCAAACCAGCAACCGCUUCAAUAUAUGCAGGUGGUUCACCGCCACCAGCUGUGACAAUCGUAAAGGAAGUGUUGAGAAACAUGUCUACGCUGGUGGUUUUGCUCGAUAUAACCGGACUAUCACAGCUGAGGAAAGAUGGGCACCCAUCAAUUUAUACUGGUCUAAAGGGAAAUGAUUGUAGCCAUUGGUGUCUAGCUGGUGUUCCUGACACAUGGAAUCAACUUUUGUAUGCAAUUCUUACAACUGGGGAAGCUUGAACAUUAUAGCUUACAAUUUUUUUUAAAUGUAUGUAUUAAGUUGAAAAAGAAAUUUAAUUCACAUUAAUGGUUGAAAUUUGAAAAGGUGGGAGGCACAAGUGCACCAUCCAGGACAGCUUUUAGUGGCAUAUUUUUGCCACUUCUGCAAAAUUAUGGCUUGAAAGCUAAUAUUAGCAUGAAUUUUUUUGUGGUGUUACUAGUGUAUCCACCUAUGGAAUA
Theobroma cacao (cacao) is the source of this 1322-nucleotide messenger RNA. Its product is annotated as protein trichome birefringence-like 41. Gene Ontology annotation, molecular function: O-acetyltransferase activity. NCBI's taxonomy places the organism in Eukaryota, Viridiplantae, Streptophyta, Magnoliopsida, Malvales, Malvaceae. The record is from RefSeq and is a predicted model, not a curated record. Gene Ontology annotation, cellular component: Golgi apparatus.